Molecule: messenger RNA, 1723 nt
Organism: Hypoxylon trugodes
Lineage: Eukaryota; Fungi; Ascomycota; Sordariomycetes; Xylariales; Hypoxylaceae
Product: activator of Hsp90 ATPase
Exons: 4
Coding region: 489-1469 (326 amino acids)
Biological process (GO): protein folding; positive regulation of ATP-dependent activity
Cellular component (GO): cytosol
Molecular function (GO): protein-folding chaperone binding; ATPase activator activity
Source: RefSeq, a predicted model, not a curated record
GAACCUAACAAACUUCGUCGAAAUUCUAGAGCGUUCGGCUGCAUCUUUCGAAGCCGAAGCAUCUCAUCCUGUCGGCCUUGUGCCCUUCAUGUCGUCUUUUUCUUCCCUUCAAUUCGUCCAACUAUGAUUACAGAUUGAUUCUUGUAGUCAACUUAUCCGUCCAUCUGUCAUCGGUAGGUUUCUUUUCCAUUUCUUAUUUUUUUUUUUAACUUCUAUUUUAUCUGCCCUUUUCUUACCGUUUGCAUCCUGCGAAAUCUCUGAUGAUACACCAGCUGGCACCAGUCAUAGAGUGACUUGUACUCCCUUCAUUGAUGACCUAUAGCUGUAGUCCUUGAGACGAAUAUCUGAUCGACGUUGUUCCUCGCAUCGAGUCUUCUGAUUUGCCAUUCCUCACAAAGAAGAAACAAAUUGCUGACCAAUCUUGGCCCCAUUUAGCUUCUCAAACCGAAUCUAUACUUCGUUCGAAUUAUCCUCCCCCGUAUUCCACCAUGGUUCUUCACAACCCCAACAACUGGCAUUGGGUCAGUAAGAAUGCCAGCGAAUGGGCUAAGCAAUGGUUCGAGGAAAAUCUAACCAAAGUCUCGGCUGAAGAUGGAGAGGUCACCGCCAAGAUUAGUAAGGUUGUCAGCAUGGACGGUGAUGUUGACGUGAGCCAAAGAAAGGGCAAGGUUAUCACCAUCUACGACGUAAAGCUCGUCCUCGAAUAUUCUGGAUCUGCACAGGGAGAAGAGGGUGUAUCUGGUACAAUCACCGUGCCCGAAGUUGCCCACGAUACCGAGCAAGAUGAAUUCGUUUUCGACAUAGACAUUUACUCGGAAUCGAAGGAAAAGCAGCCCGUAAAAGACCUAGUCCGAUCCAAAAUCACGCCACAGCUGCGACAGGAAUUCUCAAAGCUUACCCCAGCUUUGAUUGCCGAACAUGGCAAGGAUAUUCAACACGCUGCUGGCUCGAACCCAUCAAGUGGUUUCAGCACACCAAAGUAUCACGUACCAAGCAGCACCGCUGCGGCGAAGACCGACGCUAGCACCACCCAGAAGAACGGCGAUAGCGUUGUUAACACUACGACUGUGACUGACCAAGAAGAAUUCCGAACCACCGCCGCUGAAUUAUACCAGACCUUUACCGAUCCUCAACGACUAGCUGCGUUCACCCGUGCCCCACCGAAGAGAUUUGAUGGCGCUAAGAAGGGUGGCAAGUUUGAGUUAUUCGGCGGUAACGUCUCCGGCGAAUACGAAGAACUUGAAGAGCCCACCAAGAUCGUCCAGAGCUGGAGACUUAACCAAUGGCCAGCAGGUCACCACUCCAAGCAGGUGAUUGAGUUCGACCAGAACGACGUGGACAGCGUGACCGUGAUGAGAGUGACUUGGACUGGCGUUCCCGUAGGCCAGGAAGAAGUAACCAAGCGUAAUUGGGAAGAAUAUUACGUGAGGAGCAUCAAGAAGACUUUCGGAUUCGGAACGAUCCUAUAAGAAGUUCAUCCCUAUUAGCCAACGGCGUUGUCUGGUUCAAUGGCGUAACUGGUAAGAGGUACAAUCAACCCUCGCGGGCGAUUGUUUGGCCAUUUUUAUAAAACCAUAGAGUCGUAAGGUAGAGAGGACCAGGUUCUAAUUCCUCAUAUUAGACACCUUGCAUAGUAAAAAGUGCAUUAAGAAGUCACAAUGAUAGAUGAUUAUUUAAUGAUAUACUUGGUCGUCGCUCAUCUUUUUGUUCGACGCCCCAAUAA